Aureobasidium musti is the source of this 1110-nucleotide messenger RNA. The record is from the annotation of a GenBank genome assembly. Lineage: Eukaryota; Fungi; Ascomycota; Dothideomycetes; Dothideales; Saccotheciaceae.
AUGAGCCUUUUCGCAACAUCAAGGGCGUUGGCCUUCCGUCCGAGGACAUUCGCGACCAUCCAGAGCCCCAUCGCAGCAUCAUGGCGCCGCAACUACGCAACAGACCCUAAGCAGAGCNNGGGAGGCGCUGGACCCAACAUGAACCAGCAAGAGCACAUCAGCGAGGAGGCAGCAAAGAUUGAAAAGAUUCGAGGAGGCUCAGGACCGGAUUUGGAAAUGGGCACACCGGUGCAGGAGGUGUGUCAAGUGCAGCGUUGUGGAUCGAGUGGACAGAGACUAACAAGCCGCAGNCUGCUCGAGGAAGACAAGGAGGCACAGAAGAAGGCACCCCAAGUGCUCAAGGACAGCAUCAAGGCUGGCGCCACNCCUCCCAAGCCUUCGACAACCCGUUCAUUCUCGACAUACGCCCGCCGCAACCAGGAAUUGAGCCAGCACAACGACAACCCUUUCGAUGAUGCUCUGAUCGCAAACACAAACUUUGGUGCUCAGGAACUCUCUGGACCUGCCACUCCUGUUACUGCUGCCCCGUCNGGCCACAAGUUCGGCUUGCCCGCCCUGCCACUGCCCAGCAAUGCACACAAAGACUACCGCUACGACCCCGUGGUGCGCCAGUUCACCAACCUCAUGAUGCAGCAUGGCAAGCUCAGUGUCGCCCAGCGCAACAUGUCUACCAUCCUGACACAUCUGCGCACCCAGUCUCCUCCCAACUACAGUCCCAGUAGACCUCUUCUUCCCGGUGCCCCACCACCAUCCCACCUUCCUUUGAACCCUGUCCUUUACCUCACACUCGCUGUUGACAGCAUUGCUCCUCUUAUGCGUAUUCGUUCGCAGCGUGGUGCUGCCGGUGGUGGUGUCGCCUUGCAGAUCCCUGUCCCAUUNGGUCUUCGCCAACGCCGUCGCACUGCCUUCGAGUGGAUCCUGGAUGCUGCUUCCAAGCGCAAGUCACGCGGCAGUGGCCGUGACAUGUUUGCUCUACGUGUCGCCGAAGAGAUUGUUGCCAUCAUCGAGGGCCGCAGCUCUGCUUGGGAGAAACGUACUGGUAUCCACAAGAUCGCAACUACUGCCAGAAGUAACCUGGGCUUUGGCAGAGUCGGUGGUCCCAGAAGGUAG